This is a messenger RNA of Dipodomys ordii (Ord's kangaroo rat), 1864 nucleotides long. RefSeq names its product pyrroline-5-carboxylate reductase-like (gene Pycr3). The record is from RefSeq and is a predicted model, not a curated record. Gene Ontology annotation, biological process: L-proline biosynthetic process. NCBI's taxonomy places the organism in Eukaryota, Metazoa, Chordata, Mammalia, Rodentia, Heteromyidae. The coding region runs from base 30 to 854 and encodes 274 amino acids. The transcript is spliced from 6 exons. Gene Ontology annotation, molecular function: pyrroline-5-carboxylate reductase activity.
CCGGCGGGCGGGCGGGUGCGGCGUACGCCAUGGCGUCCGCGGAAUCCCGGUCACAGCGCGUGGGCUUCGUGGGCGCGGGUCGCAUGGCGGAGGCCAUCGCGCAGGGCCUCAUCCGAGCAGGCAAAGUAGAAGCUAAGCAAGUGCUGGCUAGUGCACCCACAGACAGGAAUCUCUGCCACUUCCGGGCUCUGGGCUGCCAGACGACCCACUCCAAUCAGGAGGUGCUGCAGAACUGCUCUCUGGUCAUCUUUGCCACAAAGCCGCACAUCCUGCCCGCUGUCCUGGCGGAGGUGGCCCCCAUAGUCACUCUUGAGCACAUCUUGGUGUCUGUGGCUGCUGGAGUCUCUCUGAGCACCAUAGAAAAGCUGCUGCCUGCAGGCACGUCAGUGUUCCGCAUCUCACCCAAUCUGCCCUGCGUAGUUCAAGAAGGGGCCAUGGUGCUAGCCCGGGGCUGCCAUGUGAGGAGCGAGGAGGCCAGCCUGCUGCAGAACCUGCUGGAGGCCUGUGGGCAGUGCGAGGAGGUGCCGGAGGCCUACGUGGACAUCCACACCGGCCUUAGUGGUAGUGGUGUGGCUUUUGUGUGUACAUUCGCUGAGGCCCUGGCUGAAGGCGCCAUCAAGAUGGGCAUGCCCAGCGGCCUGGCCCACCGCAUUGCUGCCCAGACGCUGCUGGGGACAGCCAAGAUGCUACAGCAGGAAGGGAGACACCCGGCCCAGCUGCGGACGGAUGUGCUCACGCCGGCCGGGACCACCAUCUACGGGCUCCACGUCCUGGAGCAGGGCGGCUUGCGAGCGGCUACUAUGAGCGCGGUGGAGGCUGCCACCCAACGGGCCAAAGAACUCAGCAGGAAGUAGAGCCGGGCUCCUGAUGAGAACGCCAGCUGCUUGCCUAGCCACAGCUGCCUGGGGCCCCAGGACUCCUCCUUGCUUGCCCCAGCCACCCAAGUCCUCUCUCCAUCCCUCAUGGGUGUCUCCCCUCUCCCUACACAAGGAAAUGCAGCCCCCACUCUGCAGACCUCCCUUGAUAAUAGUUCUGCCCCCAGUGAGCCUACCAUAAUGCAGGUAGUGUUAGUUCUCAGGUCCUGAAAGCUGGUGUCUUGUCCUGUGCCUACAUCUGAGGAUGGUUGGAGACCAUGAGCAGAGCCACUGGGCCUGGGGCCCUGACCCUUCCCUGGGACUGCAGCCCAGCCCGUUCUUACCCAGCCGGGAACAUGGGGUCCCGGAUGCCCUCUCACUAAAGCUAGAGGCCUCGCAGUGCUGCAGGGCCUCCCCAGGGAGGAUGGGAGAGCCCAGGGUCCCCCAGCCUGAGCAGAUAGCAGGUGGUCUGUUCUUCCCCAAGCUGAAGAGGAGCGAUACCCAGGAAUCUCACCCAACAGAGCCACGCUGACUGGGUCUCCCACAGCUCUCAGGCAGCAGCACCUGGUGGACAGACUACCGAGGUCCAGAGGUGGGCUCUGGUCAGACGGGGAUGCCCUUCCCUCCAUCCUCCUGCCCCGCAGCUCCUGGCACGUGGGUGGAACCCAUGUCCUUCCGUGGGAGUUCACCAGGUGAGGGCGCUGUGCCUCUGGUUCCGUCUCACUGGCCUCUGCAGAUCGCCCUCCAAGGCUUUCCCCGGCCUUCCUUGCUCCUACCCAGCAGCUUCCUGAGAUGGAAAGGGCACCCACUCAUCAGUGAGGUUUGGGGCAGGGUCAUCUUCUAGCUGGGCAGUAACCAGACUAUCCCUCCAUCUAGGGAUAUGUGACAGGAACAGAUAUCCCAUACCUCGUUACCCCUACCUACUGCGUAUCCCUUAGCUGUCCACCAUGACCGGCUCCGUUUUCCUUGUUUGUGGGAUAGGAAUAAAGGUGCCAUCUUGGAGCACUGAA